AUGGCUCAAAAUAAACAUAAUAAGAUAAAUAUUGAAAAUAAAAGGAAACAGGGAAUAUCCCUAAAGAGAUCUCGAAGCGUUGUAUCCAUGAAUUCGAAUAUAUCAGAUCGUAUAGCCACCAGUCCCUUAAUUAGACAGAUAUCGUUCAAGAAACGAAGAGCCGAUCUCGAAACAAUGUCAUACAAAAGCAAUUAUGACGAACCGAAUCAUGUUCGCGAUGGGAAUUUAACAAGCUUGAAUGUUCAUGACUCCAAAGGAAACAUAGUGACGGAUAAUGAGGCACCGCCUAAUAAAACAGAUAUAUCACAUCUUCAUUUAGUCGAUUGUGAUUUCAAUUCCAACAUCAAUGCAUCCUCUAAUUUGACCAUUGACUUGUCAAAGAAUAACUUCAUCCCGUCCGCAAGACCCCCCAAAACUCCUUCUAUUAAGUCACCUGUGCUUGACGACUGGGACUCAUACAACUUCGUACCUAGUUGUUCGUCAAACGCAGAAUCUUGUUUAACGGCAAAUUCGAUACCAAAUUCGAUAUCAGAUUCGAUAUCAAGCUUUGUGAAAAGGAUCCCGAAAGGUAUUCGGUCAGGCAAGUCUACAAACAGCAGCUCCUUACUGGAGAAUAGCCAUUGGGAAAGUUAUGGCAAUGAACUGUUCAUUGUUGACGACGUUGUACAUGCACAUCGCAAUAGAUUGCAAGUAAAGUUAAAUAAAGUUAUCACUCAUUCAAAUAAACGAUGGCUGAACAUAUUUCAGAAAAGAACACAAGCUGAAAAUGGUCAUGAGAUUACACAAUCCAUAUCACCCUUAGAUCCUACAGAAUCCCAAGAGAAAUUCAAGUCACCAGUAAAGGUACACCACAGCUCAGGAAUACAGAAGAAGGCAGCUGUGCAAUCGCUCAUCAAAUGCGAUUCUAAUAUAAUACCCCAGAAAAUUUUAAUUUCAAACACUAAAGAAAAUCAUCCGAAAAAAUUACCUGAUUCCAGGUCUAUCUAUAACAAGCCUAAUAUUCACUAUGUCAAGCGUGUUACCAAGCAGUUUAGAAUUACUAAUACUUCCGAAAAAUCCAAUGAAACAACAUAUUUGGUUCGCAAGGAGCAAAUAUUCUCGCCGAAUACUGAUUUAAAAGAUUCAGCUAAUAGUCCUAACUGUCCUGAAAACAUUCAGGGAUUUUCUUCUCUAAGUAUAAAAGAUUUCUUACAGGAUGCAAAUUCAACAAACUGA
Molecule: messenger RNA, 1215 nt
Organism: Debaryomyces hansenii CBS767
Lineage: Eukaryota; Fungi; Ascomycota; Pichiomycetes; Serinales; Debaryomycetaceae
Product: DEHA2G07700p
Exons: 1
Coding region: 1-1215 (404 amino acids)
Source: RefSeq, a predicted model, not a curated record